This is a messenger RNA of Anopheles cruzii, 4049 nucleotides long. RefSeq names its product beta-TrCP (gene slmb). Bases 443 to 2206 code for a protein of 587 amino acids. The record is from RefSeq and is a predicted model, not a curated record. NCBI's taxonomy places the organism in Eukaryota, Metazoa, Arthropoda, Insecta, Diptera, Culicidae. Gene Ontology annotation, molecular function: protein dimerization activity. The transcript is spliced from 10 exons.
GUUUGCUCCGCGUUUCGUGUGCCUCAGCUGCUGUCCGAUGCUGCUGGGCGAAAGCAAAUGUGUGUUUUUUCCUCUCGAGCGGUAGCAAAGCAGUCCAUUUAUCCAUCACUCAUGUCCGCCGCGUUCGGCCGUUCGAGUGCUUAACGGAAGACAGGAUCUUCUGCCGUGAUCUCUAGUUAAUAGUGCCGCGAUCGCUAGUGGAAUAAACACACACGCGGUGUAUCGUACGCAAACGCAACACAGUUUUAUGGUGCUACAUCAGUGAUUCGUAGGAUAUUAGCCCCGGAAGAGCGCACUCAACAACCGACCCUCAUCCGCACAUCCCUUUCGCUGCCGCUGUCCCUAAUAUCGGAAUUGCCUAGAGCGUUUCGGCGUUUCUGAAGCGAGCGUUCGAUCGAUCGUUGCGCUCUCGCUCAUUCGCAACAGAAAACUGGAUACCGAUAUGAUGAAAAUGGAAACGGAUAAAAUUAUGGACGACGCGAUCAGCAACACACAGUUCACCACCUCGCUGAUGUACGAUCCGGCGCGAAAGAAAGAACCGUCACCGUCGUACCAAACCGAGCGCGAUGCCUGCCUAGCAGUGUUCGGCAAGUGGAGCGAGGCGGACCAGCUGAACUACGUCGAGCACAUCCUGUCCCGCAUGUGCCACUACCAGCACGGACACAUCAAUGCCUACCUGAAACCGAUGCUCCAGCGCGACUUCAUCACACUGCUGCCCACAAAAGGAUUGGAUCACGUGGCCGAAAACAUUCUCUCCUAUCUGGACGCCAAGUCGCUCUGCCGGGCGGAGCGCGUGUGCAAGGAGUGGUCCCGCGUCAUCUCCGAGGGCAUGCUGUGGAAGAAGCUGAUCGAGCGAAACGUCCGCACCGAUUCACUGUGGCGAGGGCUGGCGGAACGUAAAGGAUGGAUCAAAUAUCUGUUCAUACCGCGACCGGGCGUGACGCUCCGGCAACACAAAUUCUACCGCGAGCUCUUCCCGAAAAUCAUGAAGGACAUCGAGGCGAUCGAGAACAACUGGCGCACGGGCAAUCACAACCUACAGCGGAUAAACUGCCGGUCAGAGAAUUCCAAGGGUGUCUACUGUUUGCAGUACGACGACGAUAAGAUUGUGUCCGGGUUGCGCGACAACACGAUCAAGAUCUGGAACCGUUCGACGUUACAGUGCUGCAAGGUUCUCACGGGGCACACGGGAUCGGUGCUGUGUUUGCAGUACGACGACAAGGUCAUCAUCAGCGGGUCGAGUGACUCGACCGUGCGCGUGUGGGACGUGAACACGGGCGAUAUGGUCAACACGCUGAUACAUCACUGCGAAGCGGUUCUGCAUCUGCGCUUCAACAACGGCAUGAUGGUCACCUGCUCAAAGGAUCGCUCGAUUGCUGUGUGGGAUAUGACCUCACCGACGGAGAUUGCCCUGAGGCGCGUGCUGGUGGGGCACCGGGCGGCCGUCAAUGUGGUGGACUUUGACGAGAAGUACAUCGUGUCCGCUUCCGGCGAUCGGACGAUCAAGGUGUGGAACACGUCGACGUGCGAGUUUGUCCGUACGCUCAACGGCCACAAGCGGGGCAUCGCCUGCCUGCAGUACCGCGACCGGUUGGUGGUCAGCGGCAGUUCCGAUAACUCGAUUAGACUAUGGGACAUCGAAUGUGGCACGUGCUUGCGAAUUCUCGAGGGCCACGAGGAGCUCGUUCGCUGCAUCCGGUUCGACUCGAAGCGCAUCGUCAGCGGGGCGUACGAUGGCAAAAUCAAAGUGUGGGAUCUCCAAGCUGCCUUAGACAUCCGAGCACAGACCAACUCGCUGUGCCUCAAAACGUUGGUGGAACACACCGGUCGCGUAUUCCGGUUGCAGUUCGAUGAAUUCCAGAUCGUGAGCAGUUCGCACGACGACACGAUUCUGAUAUGGGACUUCCUGAACUGCUCGCAGAAGGAGGACCUGACGGCGCCCCAGUCGUGCAGCAUGGUGCAGAGCAACCACCACAACAACAGUGGCAGCAGUAGUGGUAGCGGCAAUAGCAUGGGUGGUGGCGUUGGUGGUGGAGGUGGUGGUGGUGGCGGUGGGAGUGGUGCCGGUGGUGCCAGUGGCGCUGUUGGAGCCGGAAGCAACGCCAACGGUGGUGGUGGCCAGAACAACCAUCUCCACAACAACAGCAACAGCAACAACAACAACUCCAACAACAACAACCAUCAAAACGAUGAACUUAGUGACUAAACGGACGACGGCUCCGGCGAGUGUGGUGGGUCCGGGAGAGACGAAGUGCACCGCGACGAGACGACCGCAGACCGACGGCGAAUGCGACGGCAUUGGUAGCGCAAAAUUCCUCUUCUAGGGCAGCGCGCUCGGUACCACCGAACUGUGUUCGAUUGUGUUCCGAUCGCGCGGCCCCUCUCAAAACAGAUUGUAGUUUCUUUUUUUUAUUGGCAGCACCCUGAUUAAGCGUAAGAAAUAAGGUUAAGCAAAUAAAACGGAAUGUUCCGAUCCAACACACACCGCGCAGUGCAGCACCAUUCUCUCCCCUCCGCUGUAGGAAUCCACAGUUAAAGUCGCUUGAGUGGCGGCCCUCUGGUUCUGGUUCUUUGUUCGGUUCUGCUUAUGAAAACAUGUGCAUCACAACAUAACGUUUUGAAAGAACCCGAAUCCGGCAAAAGUGUUGGACACUGCAAGUCUCAACAGUUAUUCGUUUUCUGUUUUAACGGACACACAGCGGGAUGUGAGAUUUUGUGUUUUAAUCAGCCUAACAAAUUGAUCGCUACCAAGCAAAGCAGGCAAGUGUGUUCAUGAGAGAGUGGCCAACAGUGCAUGGCGGUAGUGGCUCACUUUUAGCUAGCUUAAAGAAGAAAAUGGCAAAUCGUGCGCGCGCCCCACGCCCUUGUGCAAUUCGCUGUCGGUCGUUCAGUCUCAGUCUGCUCGGGCGCCGUUGUGUGUGUGUGUGUCGGGUGGGGUUGUAUUGAUUAUCUCAUAGUUUAUUGAACAACAACAAAAAAAACACAGAAUAAGAAAACACGGCUGUUUACCAUAAAUAAACAGGAAUAAGGUAAAUUAAGGCAGAAGAAUAAUACGUCGCGAGGGAUACGCACGCGGCCACAUAGGACGGCGGGGAGCGCUAAUUUAGGGAAGACGUAAAAACACGUUGACACCGGGCAAGGAUUUUACAGCGGGAGAGAAAAGAAACACGUCGUCGUCGUCGGGGUGUCGUGGUCGUAGAUUGUACACUUUUACCGGAAUGGCGAGAGAAAAACGGGAAGAAAAAAAAACAGUCACACACACGCAGCAGGACAGUAAACGUUAUAGUGGAAGCGGCUUAAUCGGACUGUUAUUAGACUUAUUUUUAUGACUAUUACACACUAUGAUUAUUACUGUAAUUAUGAUUACCGUGUAAAGCACUAUCUAACUAAAGCGGAUCAUCCGCCGCGGCCGCCCCCCUCUGAUUGAUACAAAAACAACAUAAAAAAAACCCGGGAUAUCAACGUUUGGCGCGUUGGACUUUAGAGAAUCGAACCAGGAUCGGUAAACAAUUCGAUUAGAAAAGCAAAGCCUGCUAUAAACUGCUCUCGUAAACACUGACAAGGACGAGGAAAGGAACCGAAAAAAAAUGAAAGAGAAAAAGAGAGAGUGAGAUAUCCCCCUUUCACACUGCUGCAGACGCUGUUCUCUGGGGACCGUUUAUGGGCGAUACUCGAUACUUCUCAACUCGUCCUUGAUUAACGUAUUUAUUGCAUAACUAAUGUGAGUGCGUGUGUGUGUGCGGGGGGAAUCCACGUGCACGUGCGCACACCCCAUCAUCAUCGUUAUCGUCAUCGUCAUCAUCAUCCGAUCGUACAGGAGCGCAACCCCUACGAUGUGUGUACAUUUAAAUUAACCAACAAAACAACGGGAAACAGAUCGCUCACGUCGUGGCGUGGCGCUCGGGAGGACCCCGUUGAUAAGAAAGAGAAGUAUGUUACAACUCGAUAAGGCUCGAUAAAACACUUUAAUCCCCGUCGAUAAAAAAAGAAGAAAACACUGCACGUGACACGACGAAUGGCUAGAUGAAUGACAUGCACGAAAGUACCGC